Emiliania huxleyi CCMP1516 is the source of this 375-nucleotide messenger RNA. RefSeq lists its product as hypothetical. The annotation marks the transcript as partial. The transcript has a single exon. The record is from RefSeq and is a predicted model, not a curated record. NCBI's taxonomy places the organism in Eukaryota, Haptophyta, Isochrysidales, Noelaerhabdaceae.
AUGUCACUCACGCGCUUGCUCUGCGUCGCGAUUGCGGCGGCCGUCGCGAACUCUCUCGGUCCAAUGCCACGACCGCCGAUACCGGCGCAGCGCCUUCGUUCGCCGCCGUCGCCUCAGCUGGUGGCGGCUUCGCCCGCUGUGGUCGGUGCGAAGCUCCUCACGGCAUCGGCAAUCGGCGUCGGGAUCGUCACGUCGUUCAUGGCGCCAGCGACGGCGUUAGCGAGCAAGCUCUUCGACGAGCGGUACAAGGCCAACCUGAACGCGGCGCUCGCCGACGUUUUGAGAAGAGAUCCACGAGAGAACUUUAUCGCGAGCUUCGUGUCGUCCAUCGUCAAGGCCGUCACGAUCGUGCCCCUCGUGACCGUCGCCACGGCG